AAACUUGAAAGUCAGUGGAUUUGGAGUACAUAAGUUUAUUUUAUCUGUAAAAAAAUGAUCCUUUUUUUUUUUUUUUUUUUUUUUUAAUUGUAUGGUUAGAGCUAAAAGCAGUGGUUCUUGAUUAAAAGUACUGUGAAGGGUAGUUUUUUUUAUCUGUUUCUUCUCAAUUAAUUGAUCUGCUGAGCUGAUUUUAAGUCAUUGUUAUUAAUUGUUGUAAAAGGGUCAUUUCUAUUUUUGGAAACUGUAUAGUCCAUCUUCUUAGUGAUACAUAUAAUGAUAUAAUCCAUACCAAUUAGGCAAUUAUACAGUACACACUUUUAAGUUCUUCCUUUAAUUUUUUAUGUAAACCUUUAGAUUGUUAUAGCUGUAAUUUUUUUCUGUACUUUGUUGCCUUUUGGUAAUGGGUGUCUAGAAUUUCUGUUUAUCUCUCCUUUUUUAUUCUUCUUCAAGUCUAUAUGAUCUUAGAUAUAUUAUUAGUAAUGAUGAAAUAUAGUUACCGAGCAGCUGGUUCAAAAUUAUGCUUGUUUGAAAAUCUUUGUUUUUGGGUUUGAUGGAGGAAAUUAAUGUAUUAUUUCUUGUUCAAUUCGUAGGUGAAAGAUGUAAGUUUUCUCCAUUAUUUUCCAUAUCUUUACCAUUGUUAAAGGGAACUAAAUUUUGGUAAUGAAGUGUUAACAUGUUGUUUUGUUAUGUCACAGGCUUGGCGGCUAAGUUCUUUUUUCUGCGUUGAUCAUUCUUUCCAUUGAAACAGAAACACUGGUGUGAUGACUUGUUUUGGUCUCUGCCUAAGAGGGAGAGCAUCUCCCCCUCACAACCAGAUAGCAGAAAUUGAUGAAGUGGUCAAUGAAAUGGGAGGAGAACCACGGGGUCUCAGUUUCAAAUCCCAAUGGAGGCCACAAAACACUUGGCGAUUUCUUCUCAUCGGCCUAAGCCUUGGUUGGCACUUGGCAGAGUUGCCCGGUACCUAUGUUGGUGGGAGGUAGCAAGUACCCGGUGUAAAUAUCGAGAAAUUUCAACAAUUGAGAAUGCAAGGGUGUACAGCUACAAGGAAUUGCGCGAUGCAACCGAAGAUUUUUGCCCUGUAAACAAAAUAGGGAAAGGAGGGUUCGGUUCUGUAUACAAGGGGAGGCUAAAAGAUGGAAAAAUGGCUGCUAUUAAGGUACUUUCUAUUGAAUCGAAACAAGGUGUAAGGGAGUUUUUGACAGAAAUAAAGGUGAUCUCAAGUAUAGAACAUGAAAACCUGGUGAAGUUGUACGGCUGUUGUGCGGAAGGGGAUCAUAGAAUAUUGGUGUAUAACUACCUGGAAAAUAAUAGUCUUUCCCAAACUCUGCUUGGUGGUGCCCAUAGUAGUCUCCAGUUUGGCUGGAAAACACGGACUAAAAUAUGCAUUGGUAUUGCACGAGGACUUGCAUUCCUCCACGAAGAAGUCCAGCCUUAUAUAGUUCAUAGAGACAUUAAAGCAAGUAACAUCCUUCUCGACAGAGACCUGACCCCAAAAAUUUCAGAUUUUGGUCUUGCUAAGCUUAUUCCAGCUGAUAUGACCCAUGUUAGCACUCGUGUGGCAGGAACUCUAGGUUAUUUGGCCCCUGAAUAUGCCAUUAGAGGGCAGUUGACACGGAAAGCAGAUAUAUACAGUUUUGGGAUUCUCCUUUUGGAAAUCGUUAGUGGAAGAUGCAACACAAACAAGCGGUUACCUAUUGAGGAACAAUAUCUUCUUGAACGGGCAUGGAGACUGUACAAGAAGGGGGAGCUCAUUCAAUUGGUAGAUGCAUUGUUGGGAGACGACUUCGAUGUUGAUGAGGCUUGCAGAUUCUUGAAGGUGUGUCUCUUAUGCACCCAAGUCCUCCCCAAGAGCCGACCAUCGAUGUCCACUGCGGUGAAAUUUCUGACUGGUGAGAUGGAAGUGGAUGACGAAGAGAUAUCUGAGCCAGGAAUGUUAUCAGAUCUGCAGAGUCUCAGGAAUCAGAAGAAUACAUCAUCAGGCUCGGUAUCUGGUGGCUCAGGGAAACAAGUUGAUUCCUCUCCAUCUAUGGACACAACAAUGACACAUGGAACUAUGACUUUCACAACAAUAGAUGACCGAGAUAGCUGAGCUAAACACAGCACGGUAAAAUACAUGUCCUUGUCUAUCAUCCUUUUAUCUUAUUGACUUUAUUUCUUGGUAGGAUUUUGCUUUGUAGCGUGUGGAAUUAGGAGUUUUUUUCACUUCAUUUAUAUUCUAAGCUGUAAAUAUGACCUGGAAUUUGUAUAAUUAGAUUAGGUAGUCGACGAUUCAUUGAGACUUUUCUAUUUAAGUACAUGUCGCAAUUGUACCAUGAGACAUUUUUCUUGGAAAUGUAAUGAUUUGUAAGCAAAA
Lycium ferocissimum is the source of this 2353-nucleotide messenger RNA. RefSeq names its product cold-responsive protein kinase 1-like. Gene Ontology annotation, biological process: protein phosphorylation. The transcript is spliced from 7 exons. The coding region runs from base 884 to 2089 and encodes 401 amino acids. Gene Ontology annotation, molecular function: protein kinase activity; ATP binding. Lineage: Eukaryota; Viridiplantae; Streptophyta; Magnoliopsida; Solanales; Solanaceae. The record is from RefSeq and is a predicted model, not a curated record.